Messenger RNA from Columba livia (rock pigeon), 5752 nucleotides. It is a transcript of the gene ZDHHC5, whose product is annotated as zinc finger DHHC-type palmitoyltransferase 5. The record is from RefSeq and is a predicted model, not a curated record. NCBI's taxonomy places the organism in Eukaryota, Metazoa, Chordata, Aves, Columbiformes, Columbidae. Gene Ontology annotation, molecular function: palmitoyltransferase activity. Gene Ontology annotation, cellular component: plasma membrane. Gene Ontology annotation, biological process: protein palmitoylation. The coding region runs from base 2694 to 4850 and encodes 718 amino acids. The transcript has 12 exons.
ACAACUCGAACCUUGUCUAGAUCAAAAUGAGGGGAGCUGAUCUUGGCCUGUCUUACUGGGCUUAGUGUAAGUGCCGCUUUGGUGCCUGUGCCGAGGCAGCGGUUGCUCUGCAGCACAGCGUUUGUCCCUGUUGAUUUCUGGGGUACGAGCCCCAGCUGGAGGUGGAGCAGCUGGUGAUGAGGUGGGGCUGCGGGGUCCAACAGGGCCGCUGUGACGCCUGUUUGGGGACAGUCACGUCUCGCUGUGCCCGUGUCUCCGUUGCUGACUGUUGUCUCAUAACGCAGUGGUGAGAGGCCGGGUCGUCCCUCACCGCGGUGCACGGUGAGAGGCGGCCGUGGCGGAUGAGGCGUUCUCCUGCCCCCUCUGCCCGUAAAACGGGGCUAAUCCCGUGUAAAGCAGUGGGGAGGCGGAGGAAGCAGGGUGGGAUGCUGUAAGCCUGGCCAGGAGCUCAGCACGGAGUGGAUGCUGGCCUUUGAGCUGCUGUCUGCAACAGAAUGCGCGUCCGUUUUCCGUAUCUUGUUCUGCUGGAAACCCCGUGCGUCUCCCCGCGGAGAGGCGCAGCCCGUUCGCCUGGAGCCCAGAACCUGCCUUUUGGAUUAAAGCGGGAAAGUGCCACCACAUCGCCUCUUUGAGGCAGGAACUCCCAUUCACGUACGGUGCUCAGCACGAUACGCCUGAGUUCUGUGUCAGUGCGGCGCGGGUGAUCAGAAAACUGUGUCCGCAGGGAGAGCCCGCGGGUUCCGGCGGCGUUGGGGCUCUCGGUGGGAGUCUCGGUGCUUGCCCACCCGACCUGUGGCGCCCCGGGCUUUGCCCCGUGUCCAGCCCCGUUGUCUGGGCUCAGUAAACCCCUCGUUGGCUCUGGCUGCUGGGUCCCGUGGUCACGGCAGGCCCCUGCGGCAGCGGGUGCCAGCGGGAGCCCCUGACCCGUCUCGCGGAGACGAUGGCAGAGAGGCGAUGGCCCCGUGUCCCGUGGCCUGGGACGUUUGCUCCGGUCCAGUUGUGUCACUGGCCAGCAGGUCUGAGAGCCCUGUGCUCUCUCUGCUUAUCGUGAGUGUUAGACCUCAGAGGCAGGUGGGAGCUGGUUGUGCAGCACUGGAAUGAGCGGGGGGCCGUGGAGGGGAGCGGGGUCCCCGCUCGGGCGGCCCGUCUGCCUGGGGCUGGGGUGCCGAGCUGAGCGCGGCAGCGAGCUCCCCCGCGGUAGCUGAUCAAGACGAGGUGGGAGCGGGUGGAGCGCAUCGCGUCCGUGCCGGGCCGGGUCUGCCUGCUGGGCGCCGCCUCACGUGGCGGGAGCUGUUUGUCCGGCCCGUGCCGUGGGAACGCGCUGCGAUGGCGGGGACGUGACGCACGGUGCGGAACCCGCAGCCGAGAGUGAACUUUCUCCUCCGCGGGCGCUGCGGAACGCGGCGUGUCCAGGGAAGCUCGUGGUGACGGGUGGCGGUGGCGUGUUCCUCCUGCCGGGGCGGGAGCGCCGAGCAGCCGCAGUGGUUAUUGACAGCGACUGAAAUAAGGAAGAGAAUGUUGUGAGCUGGUUACACGUGUUUUUCCUCGCCCGGCAGAGGUGGGGAGGGCCCGGUGCAGCGUGUUUUCCUGUCCUGUCUGAUGCUGCAGGAAGAUUAAGCCACAAAGCACCAACUCUCCAGGCUACGUCUGGGUGAGCUGUCGUGUACCAGAUUUCAAGUUUUAAUGAUUUUAUGUAGUUGUUUUUUUUAAAAGACUAAUGGAUUAAUGAAGCAGAAUUUUACUGGUGGAAAAAGCGAAGCAGUUUGGAACAAGCAGGUCGUCCCCGCACCGCUCGGGCCAUGGGGGAGCCAGCCCUGUCCAGCGCUGUUGCCACCGUCAGUCGUGUCCCGGGGCUGUGAGGAGCGCUCCCCCAGAUCUCCGCGCCAGCCUGCCCUGCGCUGCUUGGACAUGGUCGCGGCAGAAAGGAUUUGAUGAAAUUCCUGCCGAUUCCCACCCACCGAGUGGAUACGGAGCCUGCGGAAAGGCCGGGGGGGUCAGGAGAAAGGAACGAGUAGGAAGAGGAGCAAACGCACAAUCGGCUGGACCUUCCCCUCCCGCCCCCCUGGCAAGAAAGGGAUUUACAGCUCAACCUUGCACCAGCUGUUCCUCGGCUUUAACAGUCAAGAGAGAAUAAAUAAAAUUAAACGGCCACCGCCAGCCAGCCCCGGAUCCCGGGGAGAUCAGGGAGAGUGUUUCUGUGCCCCCCCGGUGAGGGGGAGGCGCGCGGUGAGGAACCGGAUCGCUUGCCAGACCCCCCUCCGUGCGGCAGCCGAGGGGCUGCGGGCCUCGGAGCAGAUUAGAAAGGAGAAGUGACCGAUACCGUGCUGUUUCCCGGGGUGCUGGCUGGGCAGGACCGUGGCCCAUCCCACACAUUGCUGGUCCCGUCCUGGUGAGCGCAGCGGCCACCUCGGCCCCUGGGCCCGGCGUUAGCGGGCUGGUGCCCGGCUGAGGGCAGCUGCGGGCGCUCUGGGCAUUCCUGCCCCAACGGUUUUAAAUCCAAAUCCAGUUUUCUGCUCUGAGUUUUUAAUAUUUUUAACCUCCCAUCCCCGCGCCCGUGAGCUCCGGCGGGGCAGCGUGUAGCCGGGCUCCUCUGCGGGACUCGGCUGCGUCCCACUGCCCUCCCCUUCUCGCCCGGCUCUGGCUCCGCGGGCCUGGGCUAUGCUGCGGGGCGGACCCCCCGCCACAGCUCCAACAUGCCAGCAGCGUCGGGAAAGAGAUUCAAACCCAGCAAGUACGUCCCGGUCUCGGCUGCCGCCAUCUUCCUAGUGGGAGCCACCACCCUCUUCUUUGCCUUCACGUGCCCCGGGCUCAGCCUGUACGUCUCCCCGGUCAUUCCCGCCUACAAUGCCGUCGUCUUCCUCUUCGUGCUGGCCAACUUCAGCAUGGCCACCUUCAUGGACCCCGGCAUAUUCCCGCGAGCCGAGGAGGACGAGGACAAGGAGGACGACUUCCGAGCCCCGCUCUACAAGACGGUGGAGAUCAAGGGCAUCCAGGUGCGCAUGAAGUGGUGCGCGACCUGCCGCUUCUACCGGCCGCCGCGCUGCUCCCACUGCAGCGUCUGCGACAACUGCGUGGAGGAGUUCGAUCAUCACUGCCCCUGGGUCAACAACUGCAUCGGGCGGCGCAACUACCGCUACUUCUUCCUCUUCUUGCUGUCGCUCACCACGCACAUCAUGGGUGUCUUCGGCUUCGGGCUGCUCUACGUGCUGUACCAGGUGGAGGAGCUCUCCGGCGUCCGCAUGGCCGUCACUAUGGUGGUGAUGUGCGUGGCCGGGUUGUUCUUCAUUCCCGUCGCUGGCCUUACGGGGUUCCACGUGGUGCUGGUGGCGAGGGGCCGCACCACCAACGAGCAGGUGACAGGCAAGUUCCGCGGUGGCGUCAACCCCUUCACCAACGGUUGCUGUAAGAACGUCAGCCGGGUGCUCUGCAGCUCCCCGGCCCCCAGGUACCUCGGGCGCCCCAAGGCUGAGCAGACGGUGCUGGUGAGACCCCCCUUCCUGCGGCCAGACGUGUCGGACAGUCAGGUCACUGUCAAGGUCAUGGACAACGGUAUCCAGACCGAGCUGAAGAGGACGAAGUCCAAGGGGAGCCUGGAGGUGACGGAGAGCCAGUCUGCCGACGCCGAGCCGCCACCCCCUCCUAAGCCAGACCUCAGCCGCUACACCGGCCUGAGGACACACUUAUCCCUGGCCACCACCGAGGACAGCAGCUUGCUAGGGAAGGACAGCCCCCCCACGCCCACCAUGUACAGGUACCGGCCCGGCUACAGCAGCAGCAGCAGCUCGGCGGCCCUGCCCCACUCCACCAGCGCCAAGCUGAGCCGAGUGAACAGCCUGAAGGAGCCCAACUCCAUGUGCGAGGGCGGCCACAAGCCCAGCUACCGCUCGGAGCCCAGCCUGGAGCCCGAGAGCUUCCGCUCGCCCACCUUCGGCAAGAGCUUCCCCUUCGACCCGCUCUCCAGCGGCUCCCGCUCCUCCAGCCUCAAGUCGGCGCAGGGCACGGGCUUUGAGCUGGGGCAGCUGCAGUCCAUCCGCUCCGAGGGCACCACCUCCACCUCCUACAAGAGCCUGGUGAACCAGACGCGCAACGGCAGCCUGUCCUACGACAGCCUGCUCACGCCCUCCGACAGCCCCGACUUCGAGUCGGUGCAGGCGGCGCCGGAGCCCGAGGCGCCCGUGGGCUACACCUCGCCCUUCCUCUCGGCGCGCAUCGCCCAGCAGCGAGAGACCGACCUGCACGGCCGCUUUGCCAGCCCCCCCAAGCCCGUGCCGCGCGAGCCCUCGCCCGUGCGCUAUGACAACCUCUCCCGCCACAUCGUGGCCUCCAUCCAGGAGCGGGAGAAGCUGCUGCAGCAGCCGCCGGCCGCGGGCAGGGACGAGGACGCGGCGCAGCCGGACUCGGGCAUCCAGUCGACGCCGGGCUCCAGCAACGCGCCGCGCACCAGCUCCUCCUCGGACGAUUCCAAGCGCUCGCCGCUGGGCAAGAACCCGCUGACGCGCCCGGCCCCGCCGCGCUUCGGCAAGCCCGAGCCUCCCGCGGCGCUGCGGGCGCGGUCCCUGGGCUCCCCCGACCCGCCUGCUGCCCCCCACCUCGGAAAGUCCCUGUCCUACGGCAGCCAGAAACCCGCGGCCCAGCCCGGCGGCCCCGAGCCGGAGGAGGUGGCCUUGCAGCCCUUGCUGCCACCAAAGGACGAGCUGCAGCUGCGAGCCGCCUACAGCAAGUCCAACGGGCAGCCCAAGAGCCUGGGGGCCGCCCCGGGCACAGGGCAGGCGCCCCUGGGCAGCCCCACCCGUGGGGGAGUCAAGAAGGUCUCUGGGGUGGGGGGCACCACCUACGAGAUCUCGGUAUGAGGCAGAGCCCCCGCGCCCCCAGGGACGUUCUGCGCCGGACUGUGGCUCCAGCAGCCGGACGGGGGACGUGGCCGUUCCCGCCCCAGAACUGGGGGUGACGCCCGCGUGGGGCCGCUCGUCCCCCAGCAACGACUCCGGGCGCCCCGCGCCGUGGGCCUCGUGCAAUCGCUCGCUCGCCUGGCGGGGCAGGGAUGGAUUGUUUUUAAACCAGAAUACUUUUUUUUAUUAUUAUUGUUACGGAUUCUAUUUUUUUUCUCUUUCUGAGUUACCAGGUGUGUGUAUAUAUAAAUAUCUAUAUAUAUAUAAAUAUAAAUAUUAAAAAACCCACAGAAAUUAUAUAUCUUACCCAGAGAGGAAGAAACUGCCCGUCCCCGGCCCAGGGCCUGGUCCCGCUUGUCCCUGUCCCUGCGGGGGUACGGGCCCGCGCUGGUGGCGCUGCUGUCCCCAGGGGGCUGCCCCCGCCCCCCCGAGGUGCUUUUGGCCGAGGAGGCUCCUCCCGGCUCUUCACUCUGAGGCUGCAGCCCCCGGGGCCGCCCCUCCCCCCCGGGCCGCCCCGCUCACCCGCGGUUUUGGGCUUUUGCCGUUUCCCGGGACUCGCGUUGGUGGGUUUCCUGGUUCUGUUCGUGUUGUGUUGUUUGAGCGGGGCUGACCGGGUUUCUCGCUGUUCCCGUGGGGAAGGGGAGGCCGGGGGGGCGCGGCCCCGUAGAGCAAUAUUUUUCUCAUCACAUGCCAAAAACGCAGCCAAGGAGCCCAGCGCUCCCGUUCCCCCGUCCCCGCGAGCGCCCGGCGCCGCGCAACCCUCGUGGCGAUCUCUCGCCCGUGGCCUCCGCAGCGCCACGCCGUUGGUUUUUUAUUCUUAUUAGCCAUUUUAAACACGAGGAAUAAAAGGAUAUUUAAUGAGC